Messenger RNA from Closterium sp. NIES-67, 870 nucleotides. The record is from the annotation of a GenBank genome assembly. NCBI's taxonomy places the organism in Eukaryota, Viridiplantae, Streptophyta, Zygnematophyceae, Desmidiales, Closteriaceae.
CAGGCGAGUUCAACUUUAGACUCGUAUCUGGCUAAUAGUAGAAUUCCUGGCACGCGUAGCCUAGCCUGGGCGAUAUAGAGCAAGAAAUAAAGCAAGGAAUAAAGGACAAAGGUUCCGCUUCGUCCCGCUACCCACUUUCCCUCGCUUCCCGCUUUUCACUUUCCCUCGCUCCCACUUCCCGUUUUUCCCUCGCUUCCCGCUUCCCGCUUUCCGCGAUUCCCGCUUAUCGUUUUCUCGCUUUCCCGCGUCUCCCGCUUCCCGCUUUCCGUGGCUUCCACCUCCCGCUUUCCCUUGCUUACAGCUUGCUGCUUUCCCGCGCUUCUCGCUUCCCGCUUUCCCGCACUUCCUGCUUCCUGCUUUCCCUCGCUUCCCGCUUCCAGCUUCCCGUUUCCCGCUUCCCGCGCGUUCCCACGCUUCCUGCUGACCCUCGCUUUCAGCUUCUCGCGUUCCCUCGCUUUUCGCUUCCCGCCUCCCACUGACCCCCGCUUCCCGUUUUCCUCCCUUCCCCCUGCUUCCCGCUUUCCCUCUCUUCCCGCUUUUGGGAGCUUCGUGAGGAGUGAGAGCAAGGAAGGGGUGGAGGCGAAGCAGCAGGGAAGAGAGCGAGGCUCACCUCCGGAGGGAGAGCAGGGGAGGGGGAAAGGAGAGUCGAAGAUGUUGGAGCCAAUAGUCCAGAGUGCCAGCACCAGAAUUCUGGGCCUAGUAGUCAUAUACCGCUUACUAUAUCAAUGUGUAGGGAAGAGUGUAGGGAAGAGCAUGGGAGGGAUCGAGGUAACACUUGCGAUUUUUGCCUUGAAGAUAGAGUCAUUUGCGAGCUGCAGAGCUUAUUGCUACGAAUUCUGCUUCGGCUGAUGAAAGUGCGUUGACUUCCUG